GUCGGUAGCGAUUCUUCACGAUUCUUCACUCACUUGUGCUAGCUUCGCCCCUCGCAGAACCUGUUGUGUUGUUUUCUGUUCUUCGAUCAGUUCUCGUACUCAUCGUAAAACUACUCAUCGCAGUACUGUUUAAAGUAUCCGCAAUUUCGCGCACUUGUUCCAAAGUAGCUGCUAGCUGUUCGCUGUUCGCUGAGUAUCUGAGUAUCUGAGCUGUGUCCGUCGGUGCGUACGAGCGGCAUUAUUAUAACGUGUUUAUACGCAUUCGUGGUUAGUUUGUGUAUCUUAUCGCAAGCGGUAUUGAUAGUCCGUGCUAAACUAUUGACAAGAGUGUUCAUUUUUUCGACAAAUUUAAAGUACAAAUUUUUAUUUUCAUAUUAAAUAAUAAUUUCUGUGUGUUCUGUCUGUGAAGUGUGGAAAAAGUCAAUACAAAAAUGAGGGAAAUCGUACAUUUGCAAGCAGGUCAAUGCGGUAAUCAAAUUGGCUCAAAGUUCUGGGAAAUCAUCUCAGAUGAACAUGGCAUCGAUCCCAAUGGCAUGUAUCACGGCGAAAAUGAUUUGCAAUUGGAACGCAUUGAUGUCUACUACAAUGAGGCUAACAAUGGCAAAUAUGUGCCACGUGCAGUGCUUAUCGAUUUGGAGCCCGGCACAAUGGAUUCAGUGCGCCAAUCGGCCAUGGGUAUGCUUUUCAGGCCGGACAAUUUUGUAUUCGGACAAUCAGGCGCGGGUAAUAACUGGGCCAAGGGUCACUACACAGAAGGCGCUGAAUUAAUUGAUUCAGUAUUGGAUGUUUUACGCAAAGAGUCAGAAGGUUGCGACUGUCUGCAGGGUUUCCAACUUGCUCACUCCCUUGGUGGUGGUACCGGUUCGGGUCUUGGAACCUUAUUGAUUUCGAAGAUACGUGAAGAGUAUCCCGAUAGAAUAAUGAACACAUUUUCCGUAGUUCCUUCACCUAAGGUGUCCGAAGUCGUUGUGGAGCCAUACAAUGCAACAUUGUCGGCACAUCAAUUGUGCGAAAACACCGAUGAAACAUUUUGCAUCGAUAAUGAGGCAUUAUACGAUAUUUGCUAUCAGAAGCUGCGUCUGCCCACGCCAACAUAUGAAGACUUGAAUCAUUUGUUGUCCGUAACAAUGUCAGGAGUUACCACUUGCUUACGUUUCCCUGGUCAAUUGAAUGCUGAUUUGCGUAAAUUAGCUGUCAAUAUGGUUCCUUUCCCACGUUUGCACUUCUUCAUGCCUGGAUUUGCUCCAUUGACUGCCAAAGGAUCACAACAAUAUCGCGCACUCACCGUUGCCGAGCUCACACAACAAAUGUUCGAUGCAAAGAAUAUGAUGACUGCGUGCGAUCCCAGACAUGGACGUUAUCUCACCGUUGCUUGCAUCUUCAGAGGUCCAAUGUCAAUGAAGGAAGUGGACACUCAAAUGUUUAAUAUACAAAACAAGAACAGUAGUUACUUCGUGGAGUGGAUACCGAAUAACGUGAAAGUUGCCGUUUGUGAUAUUCCACCACGUGGUUUAAAAAUGUCAGCCACUUUUAUUGGUAAUACGACCGCCAUUCAGGAAAUCUUUAAACGCAUAUCAGAGCAAUUCACAGCUAUGUUCAGACGUAAGGCUUUCCUUCACUGGUACACGGGCGAGGGUAUGGAUGAAAUGGAAUUCACUGAGGCUGAAUCAAAUAUGAAUGAUUUGAUAUCCGAGUAUCAACAGUAUCAAGAGGCAUCCGCAGAUGAUGAUGUCGAAUUUGAUGAAGAGCAAGAGGAGCACGAUGCUUAUGAAAAUGAGGCUAUACAAAACGGCAUGUAAAGUGUCAAAACUGUAAAAGUGCAAAUUUAGUUGAUGGAUUUCAUUAACUUAAAAUAAUUCAGAAAUUCUUAUGUGCAAAUUCAGAAAUAAUUUUUAAAAAUAUUUUAAAAUAAAAAAGUUUUGUUUUAUAC
Messenger RNA from Teleopsis dalmanni, 1930 nucleotides. It is a transcript of the gene betaTub97EF, whose product is annotated as tubulin beta chain. Gene Ontology annotation, biological process: microtubule cytoskeleton organization; mitotic cell cycle. Gene Ontology annotation, cellular component: microtubule; cytoplasm. NCBI's taxonomy places the organism in Eukaryota, Metazoa, Arthropoda, Insecta, Diptera, Diopsidae. Gene Ontology annotation, molecular function: structural constituent of cytoskeleton; GTP binding; GTPase activity. The record is from RefSeq and is a predicted model, not a curated record. Bases 432 to 1799 code for a protein of 455 amino acids. The transcript has 7 exons.